This is a messenger RNA of Paraphaeosphaeria sporulosa, 2233 nucleotides long. RefSeq names its product quinate permease. Gene Ontology annotation, biological process: carbohydrate transport; transmembrane transport. Gene Ontology annotation, molecular function: carbohydrate:proton symporter activity. Bases 321 to 2018 code for a protein of 565 amino acids. Lineage: Eukaryota; Fungi; Ascomycota; Dothideomycetes; Pleosporales; Didymosphaeriaceae. The record is from RefSeq and is a predicted model, not a curated record. Gene Ontology annotation, cellular component: membrane. The transcript is spliced from 5 exons.
AUGACUGCAACCUUGUUGGCAGAGCAUGGUUCAUUUCUGCAGCUUUGGGGAUGCGUGUGGGCCCCCGCAUUCCUCUCAAUGGGGUCGACAAAUCAACAUCCCCAUGGAGUCCCGCUAGCGGGUUGGCUACCUAAUCCAAUGUCGAACGCGGGCUCGUGAAACAGGUGUUGACAGCAAGUGUGAGCGACUGGUAUAAGAGGAAGGUUGCCGAUCGUACUUUACUUCUCUAGCACUCGUGUAUUUAUGCGUCUACUCUCGAGACGUCAGUGUUACCAAGAACUGCAUUUGACAGCGGUUAGGAACGAGAAGACAGUGUCAAAAUGGAUGCUACCAAUCGCAACGCGUCUGUCACGUCAGCACAGGUCCGAACCCAGGCUGCAUACAAGAACAGGUGGAGGACUUUGCUCAAUAACCCAAAGCUCCUGAUCAUUGCCUUCUUUGCCUCGUUUGGAGGGUUUGAAUAUGGCUAUCAGCAAGGAGUUUUGGGCCAGUCCCUCGUCAUGACCCGAUUCAAGGACAACUUCCCAUCUGUGGUCAACUCGUCGUCAGCUACUGGUUGGUUGACCUCCAUCCUACAGCUGGGUGGAAUUUUGGGUUCGCUAUCGGCUGGUGUGCUCGGUGAGAUCUUCUCGCGCAAAUACACCAUGUUCAGCGCCUGUCUCUGCGUCGUGCUCGGGUCGUAUCUUUACAUCGGCGCAAGUUACCACAAGCCCGGACUUCUUUACGCCGGUCGGUUCUUCACUGGUGUAGGAGUCGGUUUGUUCUCUGGUGUGGGUCCUUUAUACAACGCCGAAAUUGCCGCACCGGAACUACGUGGCCUGAUCGUGUCUUUCUACCAGUUUGCUACUAUUCUAGGAAUCAUGCUUUCGUUCUGGAUUGGAUAUGGCUCAAACUACAUUGGCGGCACUGGCGAAGCGCAGAAGAAUCUCGCGUGGCAACUCCCCUCCAUUAUCCAAGGUAUCCCGGCCGCUAUCCUUGCUUGCGGUAUUUGGUGGUUACCAUUCUCUCCUCGCUGGCUCGUCAAGAAGGGUCGCGACGAAGAAGCGUUAAAGACCAUCGGGUACCUCCGCAAACUACCAAUCGAGCAUGAGCUCGUCCAGAUCGAAUACAAGGAGAUCAAGGCCGAAGCUCUCUUCGAACAGCGCAACUUCGAGAAACACUUCCCUAAAUUGGCUGCCAAAGAAGCAGGCAGUCUCUGGGCCCGGGAAUUUGCUCAGUACUACCAAAUCGUCCGCACAUGGGACAACUUCAAGAGAGUCGCUACCGCUUGGCUCGUCAUGUUCUUCCAGCAGUGGUCGGGUAUCGACGCCAUCAUCUACUACGCAAGUAACGUCUUCCUGUCGCUGGGCUUGACUGGAGGCACGCAAGCUCUUCUCGCAACUGGCGUUACCGGUGUCGUGUUCUUUGUCAGCACCCUUCCGGCCAUGGCUGUGAUUGACAAAGUCGGCCGCAAGCCCAUGUUGAUUGUCGGCUCCGUAGUUAUGUUCUGCUCCAUGAUCAUCGCCGGAGUCAUGGUUGCGAAGUUCAGACAUGAUUGGGUAGCCCAUUCCGCGGAGGGUUGGAUCGUCGUUGCUUUCAUCUGGAUCUACGUCGGCGCUUUUGGCGCCACCUGGGGCCCAGUCUCUUGGACGCUUGUAUCUGAGAUAUUCCCGCUUUCUAUUCGCGCCAAGGGUGCCUCCAUCGGAGCUAGCAGUAACUGGCUCAACAAUUUCGCUGUCGCGUUCUUCGUUCCUCCGAUGCUUGAGUCCUGGGCUUGGGGAACCUACAUCUUCUUCGCCGGGUUCCUUGCCGUCGGUAUCGUAUGGGUCAUUUUUCAGCUCCCAGAAACUAAAGGUGCUACUUUGGAAGAGAUGGAUCGUGUGUUCGGGAGCCGGACUGGUGCCGAGGACGCUAUCUUGCUUGCUGAGGCUAGGAGAGAGAUUGGUCUGAGCAUGACACUUGAGGCAGAUGCGAUCAUGGCUGUCAAGCACGCGGAUCAGGUCCAUGAAAAGGGACAUGAGCGUGUUGAGGAAGUUUAGAAUGGGCAAUCCUCGAGAGAAUUUGGAUACUUACGAGCGCGCUAUAAAUUCGAUGCCUGAUCUAUUUCAGAUGGCCCAUGCACGUAUUGCACUUCACUUGAAGGGAGUUUGCAAUUGCCCGGGUACGUCAUCGGAUCUCAUAAUUCGAAAGCUCACCUUUGCCCAGUGCUUGAAGCCAUCUGGAUCAAGCUAUGUGGAGCGUCGGAGAGAUGAGC